UUAAACCCCCCUUAUAAUUCCCAAUUAUUUAUUCACUUCCAAAUAUUUUUUUAUUAAAUAAAAUAUUUCUACUAAAUUAAAACUUUCCAAAAUUAAAAAAUACUCUAAUUAAAUCAUUUUACUUUUAAACACCAAAAAUCAAGACCUUUCUCUAUCCUCACGUCUUCCCUCUUUCUUUCUUUUCCUCCUUUCUCUCUCUCUUAUUACCUGUUUUUAAUAACAAACUUUUACUUAUUUUAACAAUCAACUUAUAUAAUUAGAGCGGAUUUUCAUUGUUUUGGGUGAUAAUCAAGUUGGCAGAUCAAACAAAAAAGGGUUUUGGUUUAUAUCAAUUCAAUCUUUGUAUGAUUUUUAAGAUAUAUGGUGUUUGAAGAUCUCAAUUUGCUUUUAAGUUCUCGACAUUAUGUUCGAGGUCUAAAUAUUGGAGAAACACAAUUACUGAAUCUAGGGUUUUAUAUUAUCACUGGUUUUGGUUCUAUGUAUAGAUCAAUAGCAGGAUCAUUUGGUUGAGAUAUGUAAGACAUGGUCACCGCAGGACUUAUGAGGAUUGUUUACCCUUGUUGGAAGCCUUCUGGUGAAGGAGAGAGUUCUAGUAAAGACUCUAAUGGUCGGUUCGACGGACUUUUAUGGCAUAAAGAUUUUGGGAACCAUGCAAAUGGUGAAUUUUCUAUGGCCGUUGUUCAAGCAAAUAGUUUAUUAGAGGAUCAUAGUCAAAUCGAGUCGGGUCCCAUGGGAUCACUUGAUAAUGGCCCUCAUGGGACAUUUGUGGGUGUCUAUGAUGGUCAUGGAGGUCCAGAAACAGCUAGAUUUGUCUGCAAUAAUCUCUUCAAGAACAUUAAGAAGUUCACUUCCCAUAGUCAAGGUAUGUCUGCUGAUGUUAUCAUGAAAGCGUUUAUGGCCACAGAAGAGGAGUUUCUCUCUUUAGUGAAAGAACUAUGGCGUGAAAAGCCACAGAUUGCUUCUGUAGGUGCUUGUUGUUUAGUGGGUGUAAUAUGUAAUGGAUAUCUUUAUACUGCAAAUGCUGGUGAUUCACGUGUUGUCCUAGGAAAGCUAGAUAACUUGGAUAAAACUGUGAAAGCUAUCCAGUUAUCUUCUGAGCAUAACGCAAGUUAUGAAUCUGUGAGAGAAGAGUUGCGAUUGAAGCAUCCCGACGAUCCACAUAUCGUUGUUUUAAAGCAAAAAGUUUGGCGUGUAAAGGGUCUUAUACAGGUUUCAAGAUCUAUUGGUGAUGCCUAUCUAAAGAAGACUGAGUUCAAUACAUCACCUCUGUUAGCAAAGUUUAGAUUGCGUGAGCCUUUUCAUAGGCCAAUCAUGACAGCUGAACCAUCAAUAUCAGUGCAAAAGAUUGUUCCUGAAGAUCAAUUUCUUAUCUUUGCUUCAGAUGGCUUAUGGGAGCACCUUAGCAACCAAGAAGCUGUUGACAUUGUGAAAACAAGUUCCCGACAUGGAAUUGCAAAGAAGCUUGUGAAAGCUGCACUUUGUGAGGCUGCAAAAAAAAGAGAAAUGAGAUAUUCAGAUCUUAAGAAGAUUGACCGAGGAGUUCGAAGGCAUUUCCAUGAUGACAUUACAGUUGUAGUUUUGUUCCUUGACUCUCAUUUGGCUAACCAAAAUAUCUUUAAAGGACCCUACCUUUCAAUUAAAGGUGCUGGAUAUUUCUUCUUCAGGCAUUGAUUCUUGAGAAAUCUAAAAAGAAGACUCUUUUCAUACAACCGGUACUCGGUCAAUUUUGUUUAAUUGCCACUUAGGUGGUUUUAGGAGAGGGGUAAAUAGAGGAUUUUUUUAAAAUGUAUUAUAAAUAUUUGCAAAUCGUGCAUAUUGGAUAUGGUGCAAUUCCCUUUCAAAGGCCCU
Chenopodium quinoa (quinoa) is the source of this 1848-nucleotide messenger RNA. RefSeq names its product probable protein phosphatase 2C 38. The transcript has 5 exons. Gene Ontology annotation, molecular function: cation binding; protein serine/threonine phosphatase activity. Bases 523 to 1671 code for a protein of 382 amino acids. NCBI's taxonomy places the organism in Eukaryota, Viridiplantae, Streptophyta, Magnoliopsida, Caryophyllales, Amaranthaceae. Gene Ontology annotation, biological process: protein dephosphorylation. The record is from RefSeq and is a predicted model, not a curated record.